UCCAGGGCAGGGGAGCUAGACGCAAAUUCUGGCUUGUGAAUGCCCGUGAAACGAGCCUUUUUUCUUUGCAAGGAAAUAUGGUAUGGAUGGCCAGAUUGAAAUCUAGUCGGAAAUCUCACAAUUAUACAAACCAUCUUGGUUUGCUUGCACCCAAAGAAAUUGGAGUAUUUUCAUCCAGUGCAAAAGUCUCAUAUCAACAAUGGAAAUAUUCGCGUUACCAAUAUUCUUCAUCACCUUCCGCGAGUCCCUCGAGACCGCAAUCAUCGUCUCUGUUCUCCUCGCCCUGGUCAAGCGAACCCUCGGCGACGGCAACAGCAGCAGCAACCAAGAUGAAGACGCCGAGCUCCAGCGCCGCAUGAUCAGCCAGGUCUGGCUGGGCACAUUUGCCGGCCUGGCCGUCUGCAUCCUGAUGGGCGUGCUCGUCAUCGCCGGCGCCAACGGCCUGGGCGUGGACGAGUGGGCCGUGGCCGAGGACGUCUGGGAGGGCGCCUUUGCGCUUCUGGCAUCGGUUGUCAUCACCACCAUGGGCGUCGUGCUGCUGCGCGUGUCGCGCCUGCAGGACAAGUGGAGGGACAAGCUUCUCAAGGCCUUCCGCGCCUCGUCUUCGGGCCGUGAUGAUGAGUCUUCUGGCAGCGAUGGCGCCGAGUCGCCGGGGACGGUCAAGAGGAAUCGCUUCUUUGAUCGUCUUGCCCUUUUGGGCGAGGAGUAUUCGCUGUUUCUCUUGCCGUUCAUCACUGUCCUGCGCGAGGGGUUUGAGGGUGUCAUCUUCAUCGCUGGAGUCGGGCUUGGAUAUCCCGUCUCGGCUCUCAUCUUUACGGCAACCAUAGGGCUGCUUGCCGGAGCAGUCUUUGGUUAUGCCAUUUACAAGCUGACAGACACGCGCACCAGGGGCUCCAACUUUGCAUCAAUGCAAAAGUUCCUCGCCGCGUCUACAUGCUUCCUGUACCUGGUCGCCGCCGGUCUUUUCUCCAAGGGAGUAUGGCAUCUCGAGGCCAAUGAGUGGAACAAGAUAGUUGGUGGCGAUGCUGCCGAACUCGGCUCUGGGCCUGGCUCAUACGACAUAACCAAGAGCGUGUGGCAUGUGAACUGCUGUAACCCGGACUUUGAAGGGGGCGGACUCUGGGGAGUCUUCAACUCCAUCCUGGGCUGGACCAAUUCGGCAACCGUCGGCUCCGUUGUCUCGUACAACCUCUAUUGGGUCGUCGUAUCCAUUGGCUUCCUUUCCAUGGCGCACAAGGAAAAGACAGGUCAUUAUCCUUUCCUGAAGAGGGCUAGCAAGAUCACGAGAAGUGUCUUGGACGGCGACCGCCAACCCCUUCUCUCGAAUUCUCAGACGGCCUAGAUUCCAACCCAUUCCAAUCAUACUCAACCAAUAACACUUUCCAAGCUUUGGUGUCUACGACUAUAUAUAAACUUUCCAGUCUGAUCCUUAACUUGACUGGGAUGAGGUAAUCAUCUACGGCCCCAUCAGCAUUAGCCUACUUGGGUUGCUCAUCAGUGUAUCCCAAACCGGCAUACCGCUCCUCGCACCUGACCCAAGCAUUGAUCCUUUCACCGGUCGACCCCAACUUUCUUUCCAACAUCGCUCUCACUCAUUUUUGUGGAGAAUCAUUCAUCCCAAAGCAUAUACACGCCUGUUUGAUGCUCAAAACAUCAAUCCAGGUUUUGUUGCGCCGUAUCCACCUACCGCCAACCUUUCUCCUACUCCUGCACCGACCAGGCCUCUUCCGUCAGCAACCCUUCCGGCGCCACAAAUCGCAACGAUGAGGUAUGCUAGACGUUAGACUCUCCACCGCGCACGGUCAUGGCGGUAACCCCUCUGCUCCCAAGGACAAGGGGAUCACUCGACUACACCGGCCGACAAAGUGUCACACCUUGCGCGUCUCGUCGGCCAGCGACCAGCUUGAUAUAAUGUUGGAGCGCCACCCCGCUGUCGAGGUCUCGCGGAUAUCAUCAUACGUGGCCUUUCUUUGCCAUGGGGGCUGACGGUUCGGUGGCUGUGGACAGGCCUUGAGGUACACCGAGACUCCACCGUCACGGCCAGAGGCACAUUUGAAGUCGGGCGAUCCCGGGAGCGGCUCCAGGAAUUGAUAUUAUACCGGUCGAAAUGUUUUUUGUCAAUUCCAUGCCCCAAACCUGGCAUGCAUGGCAGCCGGUCGACAAAGAAAUGAGGAUCCUGCGUUUCACCAUCCGCUCUUCGGUAUUUCCACGUCAGGUUGAAGAAGAGCUCCUUACUCCGCGUGUCGGAACCGCACACACGACAAUGCGAUCCACCGUCCAGUUCGAUCUGGAGCCCCGACGACUCGUAUGGGUAUUCUCGCGGCGGAGGGUAGUUCACCAUAUCGGACACCUCCAACCCCGUAUGGUGGCUGCAUACCGACGACGUUAACAUAUAGCGUGGAGUAAUCUGGUCCGUGGUUCUGGCAGGAUGGCGCCAAGGCCGAUCACAAGGGCAAGGGCGGUCUUAUGGUUCGUCAAUGUAACCGUUUUUUUUUCUUUCACUCUUCUGCAGUUUCUUCUGGACCUUCGCGCCAGUCGAUUUUGGAAUGCCUAUUGAGAAACGCGUUGGGACGUUGGGCGAAUGGGUUUCAGGUUCUAUGCGUCAACUGCCCUGUCGAGGCAUUGACCAUAUCUCCUCCGCUACCACCUUGUCUGCAUUUCCCCCCGUUACCUUGGACAAUGUUCUUAGCUUAAUGUUCCAGGUCGGUAGAAAACUAUCGAGUUCUCCAGGUGAAUGUGAUUUUCUUGGGUGUGUCGGUUUUUCCCGGCAUCACGACUGCUAC
Messenger RNA from Pyricularia grisea, 2783 nucleotides. RefSeq lists its product as uncharacterized. The coding region runs from base 200 to 1342 and encodes 380 amino acids. Gene Ontology annotation, molecular function: ferrous iron transmembrane transporter activity. Lineage: Eukaryota; Fungi; Ascomycota; Sordariomycetes; Magnaporthales; Pyriculariaceae. The record is from RefSeq and is a predicted model, not a curated record. The transcript is spliced from 5 exons. Gene Ontology annotation, cellular component: plasma membrane; high-affinity iron permease complex. Gene Ontology annotation, biological process: iron ion transmembrane transport.